Lasiosphaeria miniovina is the source of this 2167-nucleotide messenger RNA. RefSeq lists its product as uncharacterized. The transcript has 2 exons. Lineage: Eukaryota; Fungi; Ascomycota; Sordariomycetes; Sordariales; Lasiosphaeriaceae. The record is from RefSeq and is a predicted model, not a curated record. Bases 307 to 1824 code for a protein of 505 amino acids.
AUGGCAUCUUCAGCCUUCACUGACCACCUAGCCAUUUGAAGGCAGCCAUCCAUUGAUCCCUGGGUUCGGCCAUCUAGCUAGGCCAGUUCAGUCAGCCUUGUUUCUGCUCCCAUUCAGCUUCGCGAUAAAUAAUUAGCGUAACUAGAGGUUUCUGGCCCCCGGGAUUUCUGGUCUCCACUCGUCUGGCGCGCUCUCCUCGUCGACGCAAUAGCAUCAUCAUCCGGAAAGGUCGAAAAAAAAGAGAACCCAGUUCCCACCAAACAACCCCCCACAUCAUCAUAUUCCCAACCGCUAGCCUCGCUCGCAAUGGAGUCCAAGAUCGAGUUGCAGGCCGAGACCACGGCCGUGGGAUCAAUUAUCGACAUUCUACCAGUGGAGCUGAUGCGUGGCAUCCUCAGCUGCACGCCUAAGCCGCCGUCCCACACCCGCUUGCACGACCAGCCGGCGUACGAAAUGCUGCAACGCGCCGAGACGCCGCUGAAGAACAUGUCACUCGUCUCCAAGCGCUGGCGCGACAUUGCCCUGCCCAUUCUUUUCAGCCACGUCGUGUGGGUCGUCGAGUUUCUAGGCAUGAUCGCCGAGCCCCCCCCAGACGUUGACGAUCGCCUCGAAAACUUCCCGCUGCUGUGCUUUCUGCGCCAUCAUGACCUCGCCCGCCACGUCGACUCGCUGACCCUGAUCGUCCGUGACUUGGGCAAGAGUCCUCUGGCUUUGGUUUCUGCGAGCGAGCUCGACGGCUAUGCGGCGUCUUCUAGCCUCGAGGCCAAAAUAAGCUACGACUGGCUGUGGGACUUGGUGUUUGGCGUCGUGGAUCCGCGCACCUUCAUCGUGAUCGCAAUGCCCGACACGCUCGGCAGCCUGCUGUCGAGGGCCGUUUGGGAAGGUGAUGCCUGGACCUUUGACAUGAACACGGUGAACAUCUUGUCGCUGGCGCGGCCCGCGGCGACCCGUGCGCAGCUGAAUGCCGCCACGUCUUCCUCGCCAAAGCAAGGGGCAGCUGAUGCUUCUUCACCUGCCUCCCAGACGGCGCCCGCCAGCAAGCUGUUCACCAUCCGCCCCUGGACCCACCUUCUUCUAAACGAGGGCUCGUUCACUCCCGUAUAUAGAACGUACGAAUUCUUUCUGCGACGGCCGCCCUCGAUCCUGCCAGGCCUCCUUGGAUGCGACAGCGAGGCGCCCCCAGGCACGCCUCGCCUGAUCCCGCCCACAAUCAAGUCGCUUUCCUACGUGGCCAUCUUCCCGCUGUCAUCACACGUCAACAUUCUCGCGACGUUCCUGCCCUGCGGCCUCGACCACCUGUUAAUACAGCUGAUGCCGGACAUCGACAGCAAUAUCCUGCUCAGCCCACGCGAGAUGCACCACCUGCAGCUCGCCGACCUGUGGAUGGAGCGCAACACGUGCUACAGCCUCAUUAUGGCUAAGCUGUUGGAAUGGCAUAAGCCUGGGAAUCGUGGAGAGCACUUCAUCAUCACCCAAUCCAAUCUCGCGGAUGAUGAUAAGGAGGAUCCCGAUGACCCGUGGGCGAGCCUGCGCGAAUUUGAGACCGGUGAUUCUAGGGAUGAGGAGGCAUGGAAUUUGGCAGUCCAACAGGUGCAGUUGAGCAGGGCCGGCUGGUUCGUCGAGCGAAGGGGCAAGUUUGUCAGGGGCUUGCGGCGCAGGGUCGGGGUUAGUGCUUGGGACGCCAGCUCCACUGCUAGCCUGUGGAGCGACUCCUCGUCAGUACUGUCGCCCGAGUAUUUGGCAGAACUGUCGGCCGACUUCCCGUCAGAGCCGCCGCCCGGAAUCCCGUCAGAACUGACGUACGGAGUCCCGUUCUCACCGUAAUUGCGAGUAUGUGUAUGUACACAAAAAAAGCCUCGGUGAAGGGAUACAGUGUGCGCGUUCUUAACUCUGAUUAGCAUUUAACUUCGAUACGCAAUAAAGUGUGUUUGGCUCUGGGCUACAGAAACUUGCCUCGCCGAAAGGCACUCGGCAUGAUGGAGAUAUUUCUAGGGCAUGUCAGACUCUCCGCAGACUAUUAUGGUAAUCAUGUGCACUGGAAACUCGAUCCGGACGUGACGGCCCCUCGUAGGCCCAGGGCUGCGGCACCGAUGCUAGCAGCGGCCGAGCUAGUCGCCCGUCAUUUAGUUAGGUCGGGUUAUUACCACACAAUUAGCAUCCCAUGAAC